Messenger RNA from Cynoglossus semilaevis (tongue sole), 6226 nucleotides. It is a transcript of the gene adgrb1a, whose product is annotated as adhesion G protein-coupled receptor B1a. Gene Ontology annotation, biological process: engulfment of apoptotic cell; negative regulation of angiogenesis; cell surface receptor signaling pathway. Bases 741 to 5522 code for a protein of 1593 amino acids. The transcript is spliced from 32 exons. Gene Ontology annotation, cellular component: dendrite; plasma membrane; postsynaptic density. The record is from RefSeq and is a predicted model, not a curated record. Lineage: Eukaryota; Metazoa; Chordata; Actinopteri; Pleuronectiformes; Cynoglossidae. Gene Ontology annotation, molecular function: G protein-coupled receptor activity.
GUUGCUUUGCGCGGACACACAGACAGACAGGGACGCACCAGAGCCGUGAGCUGAGGACGUCUCCACCACAGAGGAGCGCAGAGCACAGCAGCUCCACUUUCAUUUGUCUCUCACUGAAACCUUUACAUUUACCUGAAGGACUGUGGAGCCCGGAGACCGAGAGGAUUUAUUAUCGGCAGAAUAACUUUCCUCCCCAAAUAUUCACUGGAGUAACGAUAAUAAUAAUAAUUUAAAAAAACAAAACAGUUUUGAGGGGAUUAAAGAAGAAAAGAAGAUGUAAUUUGGGACCAGUUAACCAAAGACAAACAGGGGUCUGUGAACACAAACGGAAUUUUCUGAACCUUAGCCCAACAUUUGGAACUAGAGGACAUUUCCAACUCCUUUUGAAGAGUUUCCACUUCUUUUUGAAGACAUCUGUUUUUCCUCAGUCCACGUGCAUUUUUUACUUCCAUGAAGAAUGUCUGUGGCGGACUUAACCUAGGCCUGAUCCUUGGCUUUUGGAAUUGGUGAAUGCUUCUAGAGCGCAUUGAGAUCUUACCUCAGAAUGCAUCAAAGCCAUUAAACUCAAGGGUCCAGGGGAUCUCGAGGACGACCGACGCAACCAUGGGCCUAUUGCUGGAUCUUUGAGAGACAGUUUUGUCUCCUUCCUCAUUUUCCAACUCAUUUUCUCCACCCCCUUUAAAGUGGAGGAAAAAAAAUCAAGCAGCUGGCACUUUCUCCCUCGCUUUCAUCACCAAAACAUGGCAAGAAGUGUUUCAAAAAUUCAUGGCCCGGUGCUUUGGCCUUUUCCACUGCUCCUCCUGUAUUUUGGCCCUCUGCUGUUGAUGAAGGGUCAGUGUUACGCAGCCCCCUCAGGCCCAGAGUCCGACUCCUGUUCUACAUUAGUACAGAGCCGCUUCUUUGGCUUUUUCCUUUCAUCUUCAGUGUUUCCCAGCUUGCCGUGCUCCUGGACUUUGCAAAACCCUGAUCCCAGGCGUUACACCAUAUUCCUGAAGGUCACCAAACCUACGGAGGGCUGCGUGCCAUCACAGCUACGCACUUUUCAGUUCGACUCAUUCCUGGAGACCACACGCACUUACCUGGGCAUGGAGAGCUUCGACGAGGUGGUGAAGAUUUGUGACGCCUCUGCUCCGGUGGCCUUUCUCGAGGCUGGGAAACAAUUCCUGCAGAUGAGGAAAGGUUCUCCUCGUCUAGGAACAGUCAUAUCAGAUGAAGGGGACGGGGAAUUCAAAACCGAAUACCUGGUUGUGGGGAAGCGCAACCCCAGCAUGGCUGCCUGUCAGAUGCUGUGCCAGUGGCUGGGGGGCUGCCUGGCCUCCAGCACUUCCAGCAGGCCGUGUGGAAUCAUGCAGACUCCGUGUUUGUGCUGGGAACCGCCGCCUCAGCUUCGAGACGGGGACAGUUGUUAUCACAAUGGAGUUUACCUGGAAAACUGUUUACCCAGCGUGAAGGAAAGUGGAAAGGAUUCUGCCAUAAAUGGUGGUUGGAGUGUGUGGGGGCUGUGGGCACAGUGCAGCAGUGAGUGCGGAGGUGGAAUUCAAAUCCGGAAGAGGAACUGCCAAUCACCCCCGGAGGAGUCCUACCUGUGUGAGGGUGUGGUAGAGGAGGGUCGACCCUGCAACUCACAGCCUUGCUCUGCAGCUGGCAAAGGUCACCAUCUCUCUCGCAGCCAAUCCCUUCGCUCGGUGGACAACCGCAAGCGCGAAGAUGUAGACAAGCCCCGCACCGGACAGCAGAGCACUCAGACAGUAGACUCAUCUUCAGGUGAGGAAUGGUCAGCGUGGACUGUGUGUUCUGCUACGUGUGGGGAGGGUUGGCAGAGUCGUACUCGUUUCUGCGUCUCCUCCUCUUACAGCACCCAAUGUAGUGGGCCACUGCGAGAGCAGAGACCCUGCAACAACUCUGCUGUGUGUCCAGUACAUGGUGCUUGGGACGAAUGGUCACCGUGGAGUUUGUGUUCGUCAACCUGUGGCAGAGGUUACAGGUCCCGAACACGAACCUGCACUCCUCCUCAGUUUGGGGGAGAUCCCUGUGAUGGCCCAGAGAAACAGACCAAAUUCUGCAACAUAGCUGUAUGUCCAGUGGAUGGAGUGUGGAAUGAGUGGUCCAGCUGGAGCUCUUGUUCUGCUUCCUGCUCUAAUGGUACCAUGCAGAGAAUCAGGGAGUGUAAUGGCCCUUCAUACGGGGGCUCCGAGUGCAGAGGAGAAUGGCUGGAGACUGUCGACUGCUUCCUGAGAGAGUGUCCUGUGGACGGCAAGUGGCAGCCGUGGUCUUUGUGGUCGGGCUGUUCCAAAACCUGUGGUGGGGGAAAUCAGCAGAGAAACAGGAUUUGUUAUGGACCCUUUUCUGGGGGUCAGCCCUGUCCUGGAGAACGAGAGGAGGUCCGGGUUUGUAACGAAAAGAGAUGUCCAGAACCGCACGAAAUAUGUGGAGAGGACAACUUCUCCAACGUCAUAUGGAAGAUGACUCCAGCUGGAGACACGGCAGCAGUGAGGUGUCCCCUAAAUGCAAUAGGGCUCAUCUUGCGCCGCUGCUCCCUGGACGAAGAAGGCAUUGCAUUCUGGGAAAAUCCUACCUACACAAAAUGUAUUUCCAACGAUUAUCGCAGCAUACAAACUCUGACUCGUGAACAUUUGUCCAAAGCUCAGCGUGGGCUUGUUGGAGAUGGUGUGUCAGAGGUGAUGACCAAGCUCAGGGUGACGUCCAGUGACGGGACCAGCUACAGUGGUGACCUGCUGGCCAUCGUGGAUGUGCUGAAGAACAUGACGGAGAUCUUCAGGAGGGCGUAUUACAGCCCCAGCAGUGCAGAUAUGAGGAACUUUGUGCAAUCGUUAAGCAACCUGUUGAUGGAGGAGAACAGGGAAAGAUGGGAAGAAGCACAACUGUUUGGACCAAAUGUCAAAGAGCUGUUCCGUCUGGUGGAGGACUUUGUGGACGUCAUUGGUCUGAGGAUGAAAGACUUCCAAGACAUGUAUGAAGUCACCGAUAACCUAGUUUUGAGCAUCCACAAACGUCCUGUGACCGGUCAUGCAGACAUCAACUUUCCCAUGAAGGGCUGGAGGGGGAUGGUGGACUGGGCCCGCAACUCUGAGGACAGAGUUACCAUCCCUAAGAACAUUGUAUCGACGGGAAAACCAGAUUCAGAUGACGCCUCAACCUUUGUGGUCGGCAUCGUUCUGUACAGAAACCUGGGCAGCAUCCUGUCGCUGCAGAGGAACAACUCUGUCCUCAACUCCAAGGUUCUGUCAGUGACAAUCAAGCCGACUCCAGCCUCUCUCUCUGCUCCAGUUGUAGUCGAAUUCUCUCACCGGUACAACGGAACUUCUAACCAGACCUGUAUAACAUGGGAUGAGAGUGACAGCUCCUCUCUGCUGGGAUCCUGGUCUGGCAGGAGCUGCAAAACCGUGCUAGUCGACUCGUUCAGAACCAAAUGCGUGUGUGACAGACUGUCCACCUUCGCCAUUUUAGCACGGCUGAACCCCGAAAUGAACAUGGAUAAGACACAGCUACCUUCUGUGACUCUGAUUGUGGGCUGCGGAGUGUCUUCACUGACGUUGCUGCUGCUCAUCAUCAUCUACAUGUCCGUGUGGAGGUACAUACGAUCUGAACGCUCAGUCAUCCUCAUCAACUUCUGCCUCUCCAUCAUCUCCUCCAACGCUCUAAUUCUCAUUGGUCAGACACAAACUAGAAAUAAGGUCUUGUGCACUCUGAUUGCUGCCUUCCUGCAUUUCUUCUUCUUGUCGUCGUUCUGCUGGGUUUUAACAGAAGCAUGGCAGUCCUACAUGGCAGUGACGGGCAGACUCAGGAAUCGCAUCAUACGGAAGCGUUUCCUGUGUCUGGGCUGGGGUCUCCCGGCUCUAGUGGUGGCCAUCUCUGUUGGAUUCACCAAGGCGAAGGGAUACGGAACUCCCAGCUAUUGCUGGCUCUCUCUGGAAGGUGGUCUUCUUUAUGCCUUCGUUGGACCUGCUGCAGCUGUUGUUUUGGUUAACAUGGUUAUUGGGAUUCUCGUUUUUAACAAACUGGUCUCCAAAGACGGCAUAACUGAUAUGAAACUAAAGGAGAGGGCGGGUCAGAUGACAGUGCCACUGUACAAUAUGACGCUCAAAUGUGCCAAGUGCGGAGUUAUCUCUUCGGCUGACGUUUCCACCACAGCUACCAGUAACGCCAUGGCAUCACUGUGGAGCUCCUGUGUAGUUUUGCCUCUCCUUGCCCUCACCUGGAUGUCAGCCGUCCUGGCCAUCACUGAUCGACGCUCUGCGCUCUUCCAAAUCCUCUUCGCAGUCUUUGAUUCACUCGAAGGUUUUGUCAUCGUCAUGGUGCACUGCAUCCUCCGCAGAGAGGUUCAGGAGGCAGUGAAGUGUCGUGUUGUAGAUCGCCAAGAGGACACAAACGGAGACUCAGGCGGCUCUUUCCAAAAUGGCCACGCUCAGCUCAUGACUGACUUUGAAAAAGACGUUGACAUGGCUUGCAGAUCAGGCACUGCAAAGCGCUCUUCGCUUCAGGGGGAGGAGAAGAUCUCUGCAGGAACACACACCCUUCAGAAAGGUUCUUCUAAUUUCAACACCAUGCCAGCCAGCAUGGCCAAGGUUCACCUUCAGAAUGUCGCUGACUACAACUGUCACACGCUGACGCUGCGCAGAGAGAAAGGAGCCGCAAAGGGCAUUAGCACGGAGCUACCAGGUGCCAAGUCCAUCUACAUCUGCGAUGGCGAUCUCUUCAAGCAGCUGGACGGGGAACUGCCUCGAGGGAAUGGUGAGGGCAGCAGCUCUGAGGGCACUGGCAAAGGUCCUGGAUACGUCAUCCUGCCAACCAACGGCACCGGCACUCUAAAGCCAGCAAAAGUGAAGGAUGACCAGGGGGCCAAAUAUAACAUUAGCAUCGAGCAGCUGCCACAGACCAGACUCAUCCACCUCGCCAACCCCGCCGGUGCAGAGCCGGUGCCUGGCUUUGGGCUGAAGACCCUUCCUGCCGACCAGGUCAGUGUGUCCUGCUCUGAUAGAGACUCACCUGCACCCAACCUGAGCAAGACCAUGCCCAGAGACUCACAGGUGGGCAGCACCAUGUGUGACGGAGGAGAGUCCGGAAAGUCCAAGGGUGAGACGGUGUCCACGCUGUCCAUGAGCUCGCUGGAGAGACGAAAAUCACGCUAUGCAGAGCUUGACUUUGAGAAAAUUAUGCACACCCGGAAACGCCACCAGGACAUGUUUCAGGACCUGAACAGGAAGAUUCACAAUGCAGACAAGGAUAGAGAGUCUCCACCAGUUGAAGCCAAAGCUGCCAAAAGAUGGAGUGUGUCCUCUGCCAGCAGUGACAAGACCAACAUGAGUGAUAAGCAACAGACUCCAAGUAAGAGGGCAUGGGAGAGCAUCAGGAAGACCCACUCCCCUCCAUCCUGGGUGAGGAAGGACCUGGAGACAGUGGCGGCCUCUCCUCUGGAACUUCAGACGGUGGAGUGGGAAAAGACCAGUGCUACCAUUCCUCUGGUUGGCCAGGAGAUCAUGGACCUGCAGACAGAGGUGUGACCUCUGACACUGACCUCAUUCGUACGCCUAUUUUUUUUUUAAGUUGUUGUUUUUCUCCAGUUGUUUCGGAAAAACAAGCAGACACACGACAUUCACUGCCCUGCUCUGUACGUAUACUCCAAGGCUGGAUGAAGCCCACUGCAGGACUGUGAGGGGGUAGGAAAGGUGUGAAGGAGAGUGAAGUAACAAAACAAUCAGAAAACUAAAGAUUUAAUCCAAAAUGCAAGUGUCUCACUUUGUUGUUUCAUUUGAUGUUUGGACUGUGUUUGUGUCCUGAAGAAGUUCUGGUCAUGUUCUCCUACAUGGUCUCAGAUACCAUGCUGGCCUGUGUGGGAGACGGAUUCUAAAGUGGAGGAUUGAGCUGCUAUAUGUGCAUCAUGUCAUAAACAGCACAGCUGAGGUAGUCAUGCUCAUUUGCCCCUGUAUUAAAUGGUAAAAAUGUAAUACUCAUGAUUAUGUCUCUUAUUUUUUUUUGUUAACCCUGUUCAAAUGACCGUUGCCUCUGCUCUCUACAUCCGACUGCUUCAGUUGCGCUGAGCUACGACCUCUCCUGGAUGUUUCUUUUUUUGUCAACAUUAAUUGCAAAAGGGAAAUAAAAAAAAAAAGUGGUUGAGGAGGCAGACUGCCAAACUUCCGUCCACUUGCCUCUCAGUGCUAUUGUCCUCUUCUUUUUUAGCCCUAAACAGACGGGCAAGAUAAAAAAA